CCCCUCUCAGUGUGGAAGGAACUCAGUAUCUCACCUCAUCAUGACUACUAGAUCUGCGCUCCUGAUUCUGGCAGCCCUUGUUGGAUCCUGCACUCAGUUUACAGACACUGCCAACACUGAUGUAAGAGAAAAUGAACUGUCAGCAGAAAAUUCAGAGAAGACAGAAAGUUACAUGCCAAUACUUUGCUCACCAGUACCCGGCCGCUUGUCUCCAUCCUCCUCAGUUGAUGCUCUCAGACCUGCUGAUAUCUCAGCUGUUUACACCUUGGGAAUUCCUCUCUCAGACAGGGAUGAAGCAUCCAGAGUGGUCAGUGGGCUAGCUGAGUUGCUGUCCAUGUUUAACCCUGAAAUGAUAACUCAACACGUGGAUCAGACCUCACUGCAGCCCAGGAGUUUGUCGGAGGAAGCUGAGGAACUGUCUUUGUCCCUGUCGCAUCAGGUCUCAGACUGGAAGUUUGUGCUGCUGUUUGUCCCGGCAGAUUCCAUGUGUGCCUGUUCACCACAUGUUGAUGCAGAUGUUAAAGCUGUUGUGCAGGAUGUGGAAGCUGCUCUGCGGAUAUUGCAAAACAGGUUGCGUCACACUUUAAUUCAUGUGACAGUAUGGAGCACAUACCAUCAGCAGGAUAACAGGUGUGAGUGUAUGAGAGAUGAAAGCAUAAACCAACGCCUACGUAAAGCAACUCUUCUAAAAACGCUGCAGGAUUCUCUUAGUCAUGUCUUGAAAAAUUCAAGGUGGCACAGCGAAAGUGCAGACUUCGCUGCCGUGCUACAGUCUGUCCCAGUUAUCCUUGAACCCAACUCCAAUUCUGCUAACCCAUGGUCUGAAAUAAACCAACUUGCUCUACAGCUAUGGACAAACAUGCUUCAGCCACCGACAGGUCAGACAGAGGUCAUGGACAACGGUGUCGUCACUAUUCCUUGCCCUACCCAGGAACGACCUUUCCUACGGACACAGAGAAAUUCACCCACUGACAGAGAAAAGACAGUUUACAGCAAAGCCUCCACCCUAAUAGAUCCUGUUAUGGGCACUGAUGUACCUUGCACAGACCGUAGCCCUUCUCCCACUACACCAGCUUCAGUUCAUGAACUCAGACCUGGAGAUAUCAAGGUGGUGGCAGCAGUGGGCGAUUCCCUAACAGCAGCCAAUGGUGUGGGUGCACAGACAGACAACCUUCUGUUAGUGAUUAGAGAGUACAGAGGACUGUCAUGGAGCAUUGGUGGUGAUGAAAACAUUACAACUGUAACCACACUGCCAAACAUCCUGAGGGAGUUUAACCCCUUCCUGACCGGCUUCUCAGAGGGAAUAGCUAAUGAGAACAAUCCUAAGGCCUUUCUCAAUCAGGCUGUGGCAGGAGCAAAGAGUGGUGAUAUGGUGCAACAGGUGCGCAUCCUAGUGGACAAAAUGAAAAAUGAUUUGCGCAUUGAUUUCCACAAUGACUGGAAAGUGAUCACCAUGUUUGUUGGAGGCAAUGACAUAUGUGACUUCUGCACAGACAGUAUUUUUUUCUCGCCCAGGAAUGUGGUCAGUCGUAUCCGCGAAGCUCUGGAUAUACUCCACAAUGAAGUGCCUCGUGCCAUCGUCAAUCUGGUAGAGCUGUUAAACAUUAUACCACUUCGUGAUCUGCACAAAGAUAAGACUCUGGGCUGUCCCACCUGGUUUGUAAGUUUAAUUUGCCCCUGCAUACUGAAGCCUAAAGAAGGAUCCUCUGAACUCCAGAAGGCCAUUGACUUCAACAGAGCUUAUCAGCGUGCUAUGAGAGAGCUAAUUGACUCUGGGCGGUACGACACACAUGACAACUUCACCGUGGUGCUGCAGCCCUUCUUCAGAGAGGUUUUCCUUCCCAUGUCAGAGGAUGGCCGGCCUGAUCGCUCUUUCUUUUCACCUGACUGUUUUCAUCUCAGCCAGAAAGCUCAUACUCUCAUGGCACGUGCUCUUUGGAACAACAUGUUAGAGCCAGUGGGAAACAAAACUUUCACACAGGACUUUACAGCAGGCAUUGAUUUGAAGUGCCCCUCUGAGACCAACCCAUUCCUCAGAACUACUGUCAACAGCAACUACACCUUCCCAGGCCCUCCACCCACUCCUGCUCCUGUCCCAAACUGGGGAAGUGACUUCUCCUGUGUUAAUACAGCUCCAUCUGACUCUGUGCCCACUUCAGCUCACAGGUUACGGCCAGCAGACAUCAAGGUGGUGGCUGCUCUGGGAGACUCUAUAACAACUGGGUUUGGUGCUAAGGCAAAGAAUCUGCUGCAGCUAAGAACCGAGUACAGAGGAGUGUCGUGGAGCGUCGGAGGAGACAAAACUCUUGAUACUGUCACAACAUUACCCAAUAUUCUCAAGAAGUUCAAUCCUAAAAUCAAAGGAGUGUCAAGGGGACAAGGGAAAUGGCAGACUGGCUACAACAUGGCUGUAUCUGGGGCUAAAGUAGGAGGAAUCCCAGGGCAGGUCCAAAGUCUGAUAGAUACAAUGAAAAAUGACUCUUCAGUGGAUUUCCACAAUGACUGGAAGCUGGUGACCCUCUUCAUUGGAGGCAAUGACCUGUGUCAGUACUGCAACGACCGGGCGUCUUUUUCACCUCAGAACUACAGCCAUCAUAUGAUGACAAGCUUGGACAUUUUGUAUAAAGAGCUUCCCAGGACGAUAGUCAAUGUCUUGGAAAUCCUGGAAAUCGAAGGCCUUCGCAGGAUCAAAAGGAACAGUCUUGGGUGCAGUGUGUUACAAAAGUAUGUCUGCCCGUGCUUCCUGUUACCAGGAGAGGAUUCCCCUGAGCUGGCUGAAGUUAAACGGAUCAAUCGUGAAUUACAGAUUGAGACAGAAAAACUGGUCUAUGGAGGUCGCUAUGAUGGCAGAGAGGACUUUGCUGUGGUCGUGCAGCCCUUUUUUCAGAACUCUGUUAUCCCUUUGAAUGCUGACGGCAGACCUGAUGCUACCUACUUCUCUGAGGACUGUUUCCACUUCAGUGAACGGGGGCAUGCUGACAUGGCUGUAGCUCUGUGGAAUAACAUGUUGGAGCCAGUGGGUCAGAAACAGACAUACAACAAUUUCACAAAUGCCAGAAAUAGCAUCAAAUGUCCCACUGAGGAGCAUCCGUACAUCUUCACCAAAGUGAACAGCUUGCCCAGUUCGACCACCACUACAGCCCCCAAAACCGACAGUUCGACCACCACUACAGCCCCCAAAACCGACAGCACGGCACUACCUCAGAGCUCCACAACGUACAGCACAGCCCUGCCUCUUACCUCUUAUUGCUCAGACAAUGUGCCAGUAUGGCUUGCUGCUGUACUGGCGAGUAUUGGUCUGCUGAUUGGUUGGUCUGUCACCUGGCUCCUCCUCUCCUGCAGAGCCAGGAGAAGCAAGACGAGGAUGAUGGCUGCAGUGGAGAUGAAAGGCACUAUGUUUUAAAGUGCCACUUACUGUAUUUUUGUGCUGAACUAUCAAAGGAAAAACUCAAAGCAUCAUUUAAAGGGACUGUAGAGAACACAUUGUUUGUGGUGAUAAGGCAGUUUUUGAUAAUAUGACAUGAUAGGAUAGCCCUGUCUGCUACGCCUGGAGAAGCUAAUUAUUGUCCUUGAACCACAAAUCAUAUUACUGAAUGCAGAAGCGGCAAGGGUACACCAAUUUCAAAAGGUUGAAAAAAUUGUUGUAAGAUUUAAUACUCAUAAGGCAUAAUAAGGCAUAAUUAAAUGUUGUAGCUGGACUAACAACUGACUUGGUGAAACAAUACAAUCACACAGCCGCUAUAAAUCAAACAGAGGAGGUUUCAUGUGCAAAAAAAAGACUGACAUUACUGACUGCACAUUAACUUAUUUCUGCUGUUGUAUUUUUAAUUUUGUUAAAAUGAAAAUGUAUCUGAAAUAAGUACUGUCACACUUUAACCAGAGCUUUCACGUAAAUGUUGUCUGCACAAUACUUGCCUUAAAAAAUUUUUAUGUUCUUGAAGUAAAUGUACUCAGUUAAUCUUUCUGGAUGUGAUAACAGUACACUUAUAGAGUGUAGAUAUAAAUUACCUUUUUGCCAUUAUGGAUUCUUGCAAAUAAUGUUUAUUUU
Toxotes jaculatrix (banded archerfish) is the source of this 4048-nucleotide messenger RNA. RefSeq names its product phospholipase B1, membrane-associated-like. Lineage: Eukaryota; Metazoa; Chordata; Actinopteri; Toxotidae. Gene Ontology annotation, cellular component: brush border membrane. The transcript has 43 exons. Gene Ontology annotation, biological process: phospholipid metabolic process. Gene Ontology annotation, molecular function: retinyl-palmitate esterase activity; phosphatidylcholine lysophospholipase A1 activity; A2-type glycerophospholipase activity. The coding region runs from base 41 to 3403 and encodes 1120 amino acids. The record is from RefSeq and is a predicted model, not a curated record.